This is a messenger RNA of Boeremia exigua, 2774 nucleotides long. RefSeq lists its product as uncharacterized. NCBI's taxonomy places the organism in Eukaryota, Fungi, Ascomycota, Dothideomycetes, Pleosporales, Didymellaceae. The coding region runs from base 192 to 2762 and encodes 856 amino acids. The record is from RefSeq and is a predicted model, not a curated record. The transcript is spliced from 2 exons.
GGACACGAGACGGGGAUUGAGGAGCUGCCGACGCUUCGAGCGCUCCACUCGGGCCCUGCUCAAAGGCAUCCGCCUUCCAUCGCUGCGACACUACGAACACAUUCUUACCAACCACAUCACCAACCGCGACUGAGUCUGCCACCUCCCGCGUGCCCCACCUCCCCCCGCCCAGCCUCCCACCGGCCGCGAGCAUGAGGUACACACCAGAUGAGCUAGAGGGGCUCAGGCAGUCGCCGCUAGUAAAGAAGCCCGACGGACUGCCGUCAAUCCUGCAAUGGAUGGACGUGCCCGCCGAACAGAACAAUAACAAUAACAACCACACCACCAACAAUGGCACCGCUCGCCGCACUCGUGGUCGGGACGGAGAAGCAGCAACCACCGAGCAUCGCACGGAUCGUCCUCUCAUCAACCCCAUGGGUCAGUUUGGGAGACGUCAGAGCAUGCAACCUGGCGAGGAAACGGUGCUCGGGCCACCGAAGCUGAACUUUACCUCCGCAGCUCGCGCAGCCAAGAACACAAGUGACAAGCAAGAACGCACUGGCAUCACCUCGGCCGACGGCGACCAGCUCGGCGACCGUUUCCCUCGCGACAAAAACGAACGAUGGUCUCGGGACGGCGACCGCGAUCGCAACCGCGAGAGGGGCAUUACGAAUGGCCGCCGUGGUGCGCGCGAGGACGGCGAGGGCUGGACAAGUGUCAAGGGUCGCAAGAGCUUGGGUCAGGAGGACUUUGAGCGCUUCAACCGUAACGGGGACCGCGCCGAACGUAGUGAGCGCAACCGCGAGAAGACCGAAGGCGCUUUGGAAGACGACGCUCCUCCACGACGAGGUCAGCGUGACCGCGCAGAUCGCGCAGAACGAUGGGGUCGACGAGAUGAUGCGAAGGAGGAGGCACCCAAGUUUGGCGUACAAGGGGGUUGGCGCGAACGUACCCAACAACCACAACGCGAACAGCGAGAACGCGGCGACCGCAACGAUCGCGACUGGGAACGAGGCGGCGGUGGAAACAGAGGAGAGGAAGACCCUGAAUGGAUGGAUGCGAAGGUUGAGAAGAAGAAGGAGCCUCAGAUGAAGACACAAGCCGACUUUGAGCGUUGGAAAGAGCAGAUGAAAGCCAAGGACACACCCGUUGAGGAGAGGGGUGCGCCCAAGGAGAGCCCUGCUACGCCUGCCACUGCAACCGGCAUUGCCGCCGGGCCGAUGUUUACGGCUCCAGUACAGACACCUACAACAGCCGAGUCCACCCAAGGAAUUCUCUUUGGAAACUGGGGCAACGUCAAGGGCGUCGAGCUGGGUCAAGACGAAUCGAUAAAGGCGAAGCCAAAGCCUGCAAAGGCAUCGAAAUUUAUGAGCAUGUUUGCCAAGCCUGAAGAGCCAGCCGCGCACAGCCCGAUACCUAUAUCGGCCCCUGCGCCCCCUGUACCGCAUGCCAACGAGGAUCAACAAGGCUUCCAGCGUAUUUUGCAGAUGCUUGGUCAGGUCAAUGUUGGCAGCCCUCAAGCAGCGCCGCCAAAUCAACCUUCACCGCCCAACGGCAUACGGGGACACGGAGGCGGUAUCUCGUUAGACUUCCAACAGUCGCCUCCACCAGACAUGCAAAACCACAGGCCCCCACCGCACCGCACGCUCGAGCAGCAGAGUAUCUUACAGAACAUUCUGGCUCCUCGCCCUACUGCGCCAGAGUCAAGGCCAUCGCAGCAAGCCCGAUUCAACGCCAUGUCUCCUGAGAACGCACUCCAGGAGCAGUUUGGACCUCCACGACCUGACUCUGGGCGUCAAGACGGGCAGUCACCCUUCCAAAACCCUCCUUCAAGAAACGCCAACCCACAGGACGCCAAUCUGGCUGCUAUCUUGAACAGUCGAGCACGGGAAGACUCCCAACGGGACCAAGGACAAAAGCAGCGCGAGCGGGAUUUCCUUCUUACGCUUAUGCAGCAACCACGAAACACUCCGCCGCAGAUGAUGAAUCAGAAUAUGCCGCGAGGCGGCCCCCCAAUGGCCAUGUUCGAGAACAUGCAGCACGAGCAGCGAGCUCCACCCCAGCCCAAAGCCCGCGGCGGACUGCCGCCUGGCUUCAUGGAUGAUCCUCGAAUGUUUGACAACGAGAUGAUGCGUCAAGAAGCUCAGCGUAGAGAACAGGAGCUUCGGCAGCUGAGUAUCCAGCAACAGCAGCAACAGCAACAGCAAGAUUUGCGUAACAAGAAUCCGCGUUUGCCAAUGGGCUUCCCAGGCCACGAAGACCCAACGCUGGGCCUCCAGCGCCGCAACACCGCCGGCGAGAUUCCUCGCCAAAUGACUAAUAUGGGCAUCCCCUCCCAGCAACACCCUGAUAUGCCUUUCAUGGGCGGUCGUGGACAACCAGGAAUGCCGCCGACGCCCCAGGAUCGGCCCAACAUCGCGCCUCCCCCAGGAUUUGGAGGCCCCAUGCGCCAGCCACCUGGUUUCGGUGGACCCAACCCGCAGCAACAAAUGGGUCCUGGAGGACCGAGCUUUUCAGCUGGCAACACACCGCUCGGAGCCCAUCCUCCUGGUCUGCCCCAGCUUGGCGGUGGCAGCAUGCGCGGUAUGCCACCAGGCUUUCCUGGAGGCCCAGGCGGCAAUGGCAUGCAGGGCCCGCCCCAGGGCUACUUUCCGCCACCCCCGGGAUAUGGACCGCCGCCACCUGGCAUGCGAGGCGAGGAUCCUAGGAUGAUGUUCGACGGUCAAUUUGGCGGCCCCCCGAGACAGCAGCAGGGUCGUCCAGGACCCCCAAACAUGUAUUAGGAGUUCCCAAGA